This is a messenger RNA of Ananas comosus (pineapple), 1529 nucleotides long. RefSeq names its product N-acetyl-D-glucosamine kinase-like. Bases 198 to 1238 code for a protein of 346 amino acids. The record is from RefSeq and is a predicted model, not a curated record. The transcript is spliced from 7 exons. Lineage: Eukaryota; Viridiplantae; Streptophyta; Magnoliopsida; Poales; Bromeliaceae.
UCUCUCUCUCUCUCUCUCUCUCUCUCUCUCUCUACAAACCCUAGCGUAGGCGAUCCUCAGAAGGGAGAGUGAGAGAGAUAGAGAGAGAGAUGGAUCGAAUCAGUAGUGCGAAGCACUGAAAAGAUCCAAUUUUGGGGGAUUUUGAGCACCAUUAUCUCCCCCUCUUCCGAUUGAGAUAGAGAUCGCAGAGAGAGGAGAUGCAGUAUCGGAAUGGUGUAGCGGCGGCGGCGGCGGAGGAGGAGACGGGGGUGAUCCUCGGCGUCGACGGAGGCACCACCACCACCGUCUGCGUCUGCCUCCCGGCGGCCUCCGCCGCCGGAGGAUCGCCGGAGAAGGUCCCCGUCCUCGCCCGCGCCGUCGCGGGGUGUUCGAACCACAACUCCGUUGGAGAAAUAGCUGCUAGGGAAACCCUAGAACAAGUUAUGGCUGAAGCCCUCUCAAAGGCUGGUGCGGAUCACUCAGCUGUUCGGGCUGUUUGUUUAGCUGUUUCUGGUGUAAAUCAUCCCACAGAUAAACAGAGGAUACUGAAUUGGCUGAGGGAUAUAUUUCCCAGUCACGUGAAGUUCUAUGUCGAAAAUGAUGCAGUCGCUGCAUUGGCGAGCGGCACAAUGGGAAAGCUCCACGGUUGUGUUCUGAUUGCGGGCACAGGAACCAUUGCUUAUGGCUUCACUGAAGAUGGGAGAGAAGCACGAGCUGCAGGUGCUGGACCAGUCUUGGGUGACUGGGGAAGUGGAUAUGGCAUUGCUGCACAGGCUUUGACAGCAGUAAUCAGAGCUCAUGAUGGUCGUGGACCGCCAACAAAUUUGUCCGAAAGCAUUCUUGACAAGCUCAAGCUUUCUUCACCGGAUGAACUGAUUGGUUGGACUUAUGCUGAUCCUUCUUGGGCUCGCAUUGCUGCUCUUGUUCCCAUCGUGGUAUCUUCUGCUGAGGAGGGCGAUGAAGUCGCGAAUAAAAUAUUAUCCAAUUCAGUUGAAGAGUUGGCUGAUAGUGUCAUAGCCGUUGUUCGAAGACUUAGCUUGUGUGGCAAAGAAGGGAAGGAUAGUUUUCCGCUAGUUAUGGUCGGAGGAGUGCUCGAGUCUAAUAAAGGGUGGGACAUUGCGGGUAAAGUUACAAACUGCAUUUCGAAGGUUUUCCCUGGGGCUCAUCCUAUUCGACCAGAGGUGGAACCAGCGGUUGGGGCAGCUUUGUUGGCUUGGAAUAAUUUCAAUAAAGACACAAAACUCUGCAAUGGCAGCUAAUUAUCUCCAGCAAAUAGGCUCUCUCUUUUUCUUCGGAGAGAUCCUUUCACUGUAAACUAGCACAUCAAUUGUUGCUGAAAUUGAAGGGUGGAAUAUGGGCUUAAAAGUGAAACAUUCUUGUUCGAUCACUCGCUAAUUGAUCGGCAGCAGAUAUAAUUUCACUCCAUUAUCGAUCGGUGCUUCAAAAUGGCUUUUUUUUCUUUUUCUUUUUUUUCUCUUUAGGUAUAUAUUGUGGUGAUUAAAUUGAAUAAAAGGGUAAUCAAAAGCUCUUCAUUUUAUUUGCUUUUUCUU